Molecule: messenger RNA, 1546 nt
Organism: Notolabrus celidotus (New Zealand spotty)
Lineage: Eukaryota; Metazoa; Chordata; Actinopteri; Labriformes; Labridae
Product: secreted frizzled-related protein 5
Exons: 4
Coding region: 36-1190 (384 amino acids)
Biological process (GO): non-canonical Wnt signaling pathway; negative regulation of canonical Wnt signaling pathway; canonical Wnt signaling pathway
Molecular function (GO): Wnt-protein binding
Source: RefSeq, a predicted model, not a curated record
UCAGAGACAAACUUCAGGAUUAGAACUCUUUCAGGAUGACUGUAGUGUUCUGCCCUCAUUUUAUCCUCAGAAAGUCCUCCCAUUCCGCCUCUCUACUCUUCCUCCUUCUGCUUGCUGGGCCUGGCAGCACAUUAGCACUUGGUCCUGGCAGAGUAAGAGCAGGGCAAGAAGGACGAGCAAGGGCUGAGGGUAGGGUGAGACCUGGGGUAAAGGACAAGGGCGGGAAUCGGGGGAGUACUGAAGGCUACACUGAAACUGGAUUAGGAGAUACUCGUGUUUCCAGGCCGAGAGCUGCAGCAGGAGAGGAUGAAGAGGCAUGGGGGGCCCAGGGUACUGCUGCAAGCUUGAGGUCCGUGCUUUCUGUAGGGGAAGGCGGACUGUGGGAGCCUCGCAGUUCCUCUCGUUGCGUCCCUAUCCCAUCCGGAAUGGCCUUGUGCCAAAACAUCGGUUAUGACACCAUGAGGAUGCCCAACUUGCUGGGCCACGAGUCUCACGCCGAGGCUGUACAGCAGAGUGCCAGCUGGUUGCCGCUACUUGCAAGAGAGUGCCACCCUGAUGCCCGCAUCUUUCUCUGCUCUCUCUUUGCACCCAUUUGCCUUGAUAGGUUUAUAUCCCCCUGUAGGAGUUUGUGUGAAUCCGUACGAGACAGCUGUGCACCAAUCAUGAGCUGUUACGGCUACCCCUGGCCAGAAAUUCUGCGUUGUGACCAGUAUCCUGCAGACCACCUCAUGUGUAUCUCCUCAGUCACUAACAGCACUGCGCACACAGGCAGCCGCCGUAGAGUGCCUCAGGCAAGCUGUCGGGAUUGCGAGCUGGAGGAAGCCUCCUCUACAAAAGACACACUGGAGACCUUCUGUAGGAGUGACUUUGUUCUGAAACUGCGUCUCACACGGCUGAAAUACAGUCCAGUGAGCCUGUCUCAGUUCUCGCUGGCAGCCAAACUGGAUGUUCUGAAGCACGGACCCCUGUUAGUGGGGCAGAUACGCUCCCGCAUUGAGCUGUGGCUGGAAAGGGAUGCUACCUGCGUACGAAACAUGACAAGGCACAACGCACGAGGCGGGACUUUCCUUGUAACGGGAAUGGUGCAGGGGGAGCACUUGGUCGUGAACAAAGUUUACGCCUGGCAGAGACGAGACAAGAACCUGAUGGUGGCGGCACGCAAAUGGAAACAUCACCGAUGCAGGAGUUAGGAUUGUGCUAAGUUAACAAAUUCAAUAGAAUUAAGAUUCUUUUGUUUUUUCAGAACAGCUGCUUAUAGGGGAAGGAUAGACAUUGUAUUUAGAAGCUGCCCAAAUACCUCUUACUUUAAGUUAUGCUUGGUCUAGUUAAAUCAUGUCUAAACCUCUGUGAUUAUAGAAGGGACGAAAGUAGUCAGCCGAUCAGAAAGGUCCUCAAAGUACCAACACAGAUUUCCCGAGCAGAGGAUGUCAAAGAAAUAAAAGGACAUUUAAUAGAAAAUGUAAAUAUCUGUGAAUUUUAAGUUAAUAUCUCUGGUUUAUAUUUGUAUGGCUUUGAGAAAAAUUAAAUGUUUUCUUCAAACAACGAA